Molecule: messenger RNA, 2846 nt
Organism: Thermothelomyces thermophilus ATCC 42464
Lineage: Eukaryota; Fungi; Ascomycota; Sordariomycetes; Sordariales; Chaetomiaceae
Exons: 2
Coding region: 157-2616 (819 amino acids)
Source: RefSeq, a predicted model, not a curated record
GCUCAGGCAAGUAGUAGACGCUGGGCCUCGCACAGGCGCUACCCUUGUUUUGCUAACCUACCUGACAGCGCGGCCGACGCGACGAGCCAUCUCUUCUUUGCCUAUCUCCGCUCGCUCGCGCCGGAGCCGGUUCGCGGCGGCAUAUCGAUGCUGCCCAUGUCGCUGCAGAAGCUCCUGCAGGAGACCGAAUACCCGCCCCAGAGGCCCGCACUUUUGCAGACGUCGACCUACCGGGUGGCCAUGAUCGUCGACACCGUGUCACCGACACCGUUCGCCCUGCUGCGGAGGGCCAACCACUUCCAGUACCGCGAUGAAGACCGGGCGCUGAAGGAAUGGUCCGAGUACGAGGAUCCCAUCCAGGCUCUGACCGAAGAGUGCCGCAGAGUCCUCAGGGCGAUCGCCGCGGCCAACCAGUCGCAGGCUGUCUCGAGCUCGAAGCAUUCGACCAGCCUUCGCGACGCUUCCUGGUCCCGAUUCGAGGACAUCGGUUUCGCCAGUACUUACGAGGACGAAGAUACAGACGACGACCCGACAAGUACUUCGCUGCGCCACGUGCAGGGGCUGCGGACCACGCCCGCUUCCGGAAGGGGUGAUCUCGGGCGGCCGACUACCCCGUCCUGGGCCGACUUUCUCUCGUCCGGCUUUGUGGAUGAGCGCGGUACACCGAACAUCUUGUUGCCCCCGGACAAGGCGCUGCCUCCCAUCGACACGGGCACCUCUCGGCAGCGCAGCUCUCAGUCCCACAGGCCGAGGCUAGAGUCCGAACAGCAGCUCGAGCCGGGCGAGCUGGCGAGCAUCGUCCGGUUCGAUCUCGACGACGCCUUCUGGUGGGUCUGGAUGAGCAGUCUGGCGCCAGAAGAGACUCCCGAGAGGAAGGCGGUCUUUGGCCGCUGUGCCGUGAUCGAAACGAUCAUCCGCACUGGCCGCUGGCUCGUCAUGGAGGAGAUCGUCAAGGGCGCAGCUCCCGAUCCCGAGGAAGGCGCCUACAUCGCGGAGAAGAAGGGCUUCUUCAGCUGGACCCGCCGCGGUAAGGGGUUGAAUCGAAGGAAGUCCACCGGAAAGCACGCACUGGAGAAGGGCGACGGGCACCUGAAGGCGAGCAACACCAUGGGCUUCAGCAAGACGAGUAUUGGGCCGGACCAGCAAGCCAAGAUCCAGGCUGCCGCGCUGCAGCUCCAGAGGCAGGAGCAGCAGAAGGCGCAGCAACAAGCCCAAGAGGCCCAGGAGCGGAGGGGGAGGAAAGACACCGACUGGCUGGCCGAGAAGACCAACAGUGUCUUAACGCUCCAGCCAAGCAUCCUCAAUGAGGCAUCACCGGCCGUCAAGUGGGCUAGCAAGUAUGAUAAGGAGGCGAUAAGGGAAGCUUACCUUGCCGAUGCAAACGCCGGCCGUGGUGUCAGCACUACUUCGCUCACCAAUGGCCACGCUGCGCAUACGUCAGACGACGAUGAGGCCCGCCCGGAACUCCCCUCCAAGGCGACGGCGGCCGCGCACCGCGACGAAACGCCAACCCCCGGAGCGCCGAACCAGGAGAAGAAGGGAUUAGAGCCACCUCAGGAGGUUCAUCCCGCAGAGCGAGCGCAAAGCCCUGUACCUCCGCCGAAAGAGGCGGGGGCCCUGGAGCUAGCCAGGGAGCAGAUGGUUUCUCCGGAACCCGGCGUCGGCCCCGACGGGCAGAAGCACAAGAAGCUCCACAAGGAGGCGGCCAAGCCCGCUGCUGCCGGCGGCGGCGGCGCCUUGAAGAAGCUCUUCAGCCGCAAGAACAGGAAUUCCAAGCUGCCCGAGAACGCCGCAGAGCAGCUCAAGUCGCUUACUGCUGCCGCAGAGGAGUCGUCCUCUCCCGCGCCUGCUUCCCCGGCGGCGGCUCCAGCGGCUCCAGCGGCUCCUGCUGCCCCUGCUGCCCCUGCUGCCCCGACCGCCCCGGCGGAAGCGGAAGCUGCUGCUGCUGCUGAUCCUGUUGGUCCUGCUGCCCCUGCUUCCCCUGCUCCCCCGGCCGCGCCGCAGAAGACCACGGAGCGGGAAGAGGCCCCGGCCCCCCCUUCAAAGGAACAUCCCGCUGUCCUGCGGAAACCCCAGCCCGUUCCUGAGCCUGCUCCGGCCCCUAAGCCAUCCGCUCCCCAGGAAGUUUCGCCGGUGAGCACGGACAACAACGUCGUUAAUAAGGACGAGUUUUCUCGUUUCGAUCAGGGCCCGCUUCUGGACCAGCCCGCCUUUGUUCCAGAGGACAGCACGGAUAAAGACGAGGCAGUGCCACCUCCCAUCGCCAGGCACUCCCCUCGCGUCCCGUCCCCCGGGCAACAGCAGCAGCAGCAGCAGCAACAACAACAACAGAAGCCUGUCGUUGAGGAGAAGAAGGCAGCACCCACUCCGGCCUCCGCGGCUCGCGCUACUGACCCGCAGGACCGGUGGGCGCAGAUGCGCAAAAACGCCGCCGAACGGGCUGCCUACCGCCAGGCCACACAGGCCUCUAGGCUCUCGACGAGCUUCACGGACGACAGCAGUGAAGAGACGAUCGAGUCUCGUGUCGCCCGCAUCAAGGCCAGGGUGGCCGAACUGACCGGCGGCAUCGAGGGAGGACCUGGCGCUCGGCCACCACCGCCCCCUAUCCGCCGCUAAGUUGUGAUACAAUCCCCCCUGCCCCCUCCCCAUUGUUGGCGCUGGAGCUCGCCAGUGUAAAGUGAGAACAAGUGAGAUUGUGUCAGGUUCAGGAUGAGUUUUGCUUCUCGAUGCGCCCUAUCCUCUCGGGCAAUUUUUUGAUUUCUGUGUUUUUUUUUGCCAUGCGGCGGCCACGCAAUGUUGCCUGCAUUUUAUUGCUUUUUUUCCCUUCUCUUUCGUUGAUGGGAUUC